This is a messenger RNA of Strongyloides ratti, 1284 nucleotides long. RefSeq lists its product as hypothetical. The transcript is spliced from 3 exons. Lineage: Eukaryota; Metazoa; Nematoda; Chromadorea; Rhabditida; Strongyloididae. The record is from RefSeq and is a predicted model, not a curated record. Bases 1 to 1284 code for a protein of 427 amino acids.
AUGAAAUAUAAUAUUUUUAUUUUAUUUAUAUUAAUUACAUUUUUAUCUUCUAUAAAUGGUGAAUGUCAUGUUCAUGAUAUAACAUCAUGUUUAGUUGAGGUUAAGCAAGCUAAUAUAGCUUUGAAUGAAAGUAUUAUAGAUGUAAUUUUAAGCGUAUCCACAGAAGCAAGAUUAAUUAGAUUAUGCAGAAUUUAUGAAAAAACAAAACCUUGUUUCAAGGAAAAAAUAAAUAAAUGUGCUUCACAAGAACAAACUGAACAUUUAGAAAAAGUUGAAAGAUAUUAUAGACGUUUCUGUUCACAAACAUCUCUUCCAUUUCAAAAAAUAUUAUAUAAAUAUGGAAAAUGUUUAAAGUAUGCUAUAGAUAAUUUUAAUGAAGAUAAUUGUAAUGUUACAUCUUCUUCAAAUGUUAAAAUACAGAAAUGUGAACAAUAUUGUGAGGAAAAUAAUGAUGAAUGCCAAAAAAAAAUUGAAGACUCAAAGUAUCAUCUUUGUGAACAUGAUUUUGUAACUGAACAAUGUGGCUCACAAGCAUCACAAUUUUUUGAUAUGCUAAUGUCUACUGAAUAUAACGAUGAAUAUCCGAUAAAUUGUAAUUAUAAAAAUAAUACUACAAAAAUAGGUUACAAAGAAAAUAUUAAUAAAAAAAAUACUAAAACAAAAAAAGUUAUCAAUCAAAGAAUUCCUAACAGUAUUCAUGAUAUAUUUAAAUCCUUAAAAUCAAGUGAAACAAAAUCUAAUAUAACUACAACAACUUUAAAUCCUAUAUUUACAAUGAAUCCAUACCAUGCAGCAUAUGUUCCAUUUGAAGAUAAUUCUAUUGAGUCAGAUAACACAACAACCAUAUCACCAAAAAACCCUCAAUCAACAAGAUUUUCAUUAACAGAAUCAACAUUAUCACCUCAAACAGAAAUUUUAUCAACAACAACUUCUAUGAUAUUUCCUCAAUUUGUUUCUUCAUUACCUGAAAAAAAAAUAAUUUUUCCAAAUUUUGUAAAUACAGAAAUGUAUUCCCCAACUCAAAAUUUUAAUUUUCCAUCUUUUAACACUAACUAUGAAUCAUCUUCUCCAAAAGACAUCCCUUCAAAAGCAUCAUUUAUUGUAAAAGUUAAGAAUAAAAAUGAUUUGAAACAAUUUAAGGAAACAGCUAAUACAUAUGUUUCUACUGCGUUAGAUGUUAUAGCAGAUAAAACACAGGAUCUUGUAAAAAAUGCCGUUGUGAGAGAAGUAUUUGCUACAAUUUUACGAUUAUCACCUCAAAUUCUAGAACAAACAGAUUGUUAA